Messenger RNA from Cimex lectularius (bed bug), 3140 nucleotides. Its product is annotated as protein CASC1-like. The coding region runs from base 147 to 2942 and encodes 931 amino acids. Lineage: Eukaryota; Metazoa; Arthropoda; Insecta; Hemiptera; Cimicidae. The record is from RefSeq and is a predicted model, not a curated record. Gene Ontology annotation, molecular function: microtubule binding; beta-tubulin binding. The transcript has a single exon. Gene Ontology annotation, cellular component: axoneme.
AUAAAAACUAAAAUUGUUUCUCAAAAACUUUUUUUAAGUAGAUGAUUAGUUGAAGUUUUUUUAGAUUAGAUUUAUAGGUAAUAGUUAUUGAUUAGAAAAAAUUAAUUUUCAGAGAAUUAUUUCCUAAUCAAUUUGAAACGAGUGAUAUGGCAGAUAUUGUUAGCAAACGUGAAUCAAUUUCUGAGCCUGUUAGAAGGAUGAGAAAGAAGGCGAAAGGCAAAGAAGCAAGUAAAGAGAACGAAAUUAAAAGCAAUAAGGAAAGACAAAAAAGAGAAGAAAGCGAAAGAAGGAAAAGGGAAAUGUUAUUGUCUGCAAUCACAAUGUUGUUUAAAAAAGUUAAAGCGAAAGGGAUAAGAGAUAUCCAUAAAGAUGAAGAAAUAAAAGAAUGGAAGAGGUACACGAGUUACAACAGACUACCUUACCCAGAAGUACCUACUAGUGUCAGGAAACACUUUUUGAUUUGGUGUCAAGAAAAAAAAUUUGCAGACUUAGAAGAAAUAAAUAAAAGUGUAAAUCUGUACAUACCCAUAUUUAAUAUUGUAAAACAAAUCGCUGAUAUACCAUUAAAGGCAUACACUAACAUCAUAAAAAGCAUACAAGAGAUAGUAGUGGAGUGGAAGAGUGAAUUCAUUAAAAAAAUAGAUUACGCUUGUUUUUUACUAAUAAAAGAUAUAAGAAAAUAUUUUUCCCAUCUUGACUUUUAUACAAAAGAAUAUCACAAAACCUUUGAACAUUUUAAACUUGGGAUGUGGUCUUUAUUAGAUGUACCUAUGAGAUCAGAUAUAAUAAGAGAAUUACCAAUAAUAACAUUUCCCAGUAUGGAAAUAACUGUCAGCCUUCCAUUUCCAUACAACAGCAAACCAUUUGUACUAAGAGUUAUUUACACUACUUUUGAUUUCUUUAGUGAUUUAACAAAAACAAGUCAUAAACCUGACUUUACUAAAGCACCAGACCUUCUAUCUGAGACAAAAAGAUACGAAGAAUUAAAGGAGGCUGUUCAGACAGAAUUGAAUGAGCUACAAAAGGAAAAGUUGAGGUUGCUGAAAUUAGAAAAACAGAAAACAGAAAAAGACGAUGCUGCAGAAAUGUAUUCACCACAACUUGAAAUACAAGAAGAUAUUUCAAAAAAUCAAGAAGACAAUGAAAGGAAAUUAUCACGAAGAUCCACUACCACAUCUCUGGUAUCAAGUGUAAGUCAGGGGCCAGAACGUGCUAAUUCAGCUAACUCCCAGUUUUCAAUUAUAUCGGCCCAAAACAAAUCCCUAUCUGGGCUAGUGAUAAAUACAAAAAGUGAUUCUAAAACAUCCUUUCCUUUUCUAGACAUUAAAAAGAGUCUGCCAAUAUGGGAAGCUAAAUCUUCCGAUUCAGAAGCUGGAGGGCAAAGUAGAUAUUCAAUUAACACAUUUUCCAGUAAAAUUAGGACCUCUAAUGUAUACACUGGUGAUAACUACUAUGACGACAAAGUAAACCGUAAUGUUAUAAGAUGGUCUUGUCCUGACUUAGAUUUAUUGGUAGCUAGGGACUCAGAAAUGGAUGUAGCAAAAUCUUUUUCUUUUCUUGAUCUUAUAUUUUACCUCUAUGAUAAUGAAACUUUGGGACUUUUUAACUCAGAAAAAACAAUACAAGAACUGGUAAGACAAAACCAUUUACAAAAAAAAGAGAAAAUAGAUGUUAACCAAGAAAUUAAACCCAUGUAUGAAAUUAUUUCAAAGCGUGAGGAAGAACGCUACUAUCAAUUUGUGGAGCAAAUGACUAUUAAAACCGAACCAUACGAAGUAAAUCUGAGGAAAUGCCAUACAUUCUCCGGAAUAUACUGCGUGGAUCUGUUUAAACACACAUCUGACCUUUGUAGAAUUCAAAUAGGAAAUUUUCUACAAACGCAAAUAGGACCUUAUCAGUUGGAAAAAGACGACUUCUGCAUUCAAACAAAAAAACCAACAUCUGACAGCUCAAUUGACAACUUUGAAAUUAAGUUCGAAGACUAUUAUUUUCAUUUAGAGGAGAUACAAGAAAUAGAACAGCCCAUCGAAGAAGAUGAAAUGGAUCUCAAUGAAGCAGAAAUAAGGAAUGAAGAAAAGCUGAUCGUUAUUAAAAUCUAUCUACCAAGAAAUGUAUUUUGGUUUAUGAAACCACAGCCAGCAGUGUGGGAUAAUGAAAAAAAAAUAUGGUCAGUCGAACACGUGCACAAAGUUGAACAUAAUAGACAAAACUUCAUGAUACAAUUUAAACUGGGUAAAGUAGGGCCUAUUGCAAUGUUUACUUUCCGCUUUCACGAGCUGCCUUAUAAAAAUUGGACACUGUCACCACAGGACGAAGAUGGAACAGUAGUAUUGACUUUAGAAGGACAACAUCUUACUGUUGAAUUUAAAGUAAUUCAAGAUAAAAUUUGUUUAAAUAACAUUAUGGGAUAUUCACAGCAUUUAUUAGAAGGGAUUAUAGGAAAACUGGUUAGUAUUAGUGAAUUGAUGGAUAAAAUGAAAUCAAUGGGGCUGGAUGUUUUUCCUGAAGAUGAUACUUUUCUUUAUGUAAAAGGAUGUUCUGCAAAGCCAUCGGCCUUAGAAGACCACAUUUAUUUUACUAUGUCAAUGUUCUCAAACACUCUACAGUUCACUUCUUCCAGUUGGAACCUAGCCAUCGGGCGUAAUGAUAUAGCAUUCCAAAGUCGCUUGCAUGCACCAUAUAGCUUGCUUUCGUAUGCAACUUAUAAAGCAAAUAUUUUUAGGUGUGAAAUGGUGAUAAUUAAUGAUGAUGCACAAAAGUUUCCUGAAACAACAAACCAAGGCAAAGAAUUCUUUCCUGACUCCUACUCGUUAUUAUCAAAGCUAUAUGCAAAAAACGUCCAUUUCUUGCAGUCUGAUUCAACAAUGGUUUAUACUGUUUACACUCUAUUAACAAGAACAAAGGUUCUUACUUUUUCUGGAGAUCCAAGCAAAUGUCUUUAAAAGAAAAUUGCUCAAUUGUUAGAUGAGAGGAUAACAAGUUUAACUGAAAUCGAUCAGGAUUUCAAAACUAAUGUUAAACAACUUGCAGACCGACCGUCAAGGUUUCACAAUUUUCAGACUGAUUGGAAUUAAAAUAUUUCACAUUGAUGUCAAGAUUAAAACAGUAGAACCAACAAAAUAAAGAAAAGUUUAACAUAA